Molecule: messenger RNA, 2266 nt
Organism: Anguilla anguilla (European eel)
Lineage: Eukaryota; Metazoa; Chordata; Actinopteri; Anguilliformes; Anguillidae
Gene: slc22a6l
Product: solute carrier family 22 member 6, like
Exons: 11
Coding region: 569-2266 (565 amino acids)
Biological process (GO): transmembrane transport
Cellular component (GO): membrane
Molecular function (GO): transmembrane transporter activity
Source: RefSeq, a predicted model, not a curated record
UACAACCAGCUGCACAAAAAGCACAGAGGCUUAAUCCCAACACUCAUGCCCAGGGACUAAUUUGCUGUCCAGCAGUAACCUUGGCAAUCAGAAGAAGGACUGUAUCUCGCAAGGACAAAAAAUUUAUUACAAAAAAGAAAAAGAAAAAAGAAAACAAGAACUCCAAGAGGAUUAAUUUCACUUUGCUAAUUCUAAUCCAGAGCUGGUAGAGACGGAAUUCCACAGCUCCUGAGCAGGGCACAAACUGCAGCUGAAGGGGAGUUAUAUCAUAAGUUCUUAAAGUCUUUUUUUCCAUUGGCUCUUUAGGGUGACUUUUUUGCACCUGAAAGCUACUAAAGGACAUCUUUGUGGGGAGUUCUUUUGUUGGAAAUUAAUCCCCUCUAUUAAUUGUUAAACUCAAGACAUUGUAAAUUUUAUUGAUAAAGUAGUUAUUUUUCCAUCACUAAGAUAACAUAUAUUUCUUCCACGGAGAUACAGAGUCUGGAGCUGUUAGCUUUUUUUCCCAUUGUAUCCCAUACGGAGUGGAGUUGGAAGCUGCUGUAGAGUGGGGUUGCCAGUGCACUUGGUCAUGGCCUUCGGCGAUAUCCUGGAGCAGGUAGGCAGCACGGGGAGGUUCCAGGUGGUGCAUGUAACCCUGCUGUGCGCCCCCAUCCUCAUGAUGGCCAGCCACAACCUGCUCCAGAACUUUGUGGCCGCUGUGCCCCCCCAUUUCUGCCGCGCCCCAAAGAACUCCUCCGUUGCCCACCUGGACCCCCAGGUGGCGCUGCUGCUCACCGUGCCGCUCGACUCGGCGGGAAAGCCGUCGAAGUGCCAGCGUUACUCCGUGCCUCAGUGGCACCUGCUGGCCGGCAAUGGCACCUCCGUGGAGGCAGGGGGCACUGUCUCCAGCACCCUGGACCCGCUCAGUGCAGAUCUGCAAGGCUGCGAGGAGGGAUGGGAGUACGACGUGACUGAAAUGAGCUCCACUAUCAUAUCUGAGUGGAAUUUGGUAUGCAGUUCUCGGUCGCUUAAACAGAUGGGACAGAGCGUUUACAUGGGAGGGGUGCUAGUGGGAGCAGUGGUCUUUGGGGGGCUCUCGGACAGGUUUGGGCGCCGGAUCCUGCUGCUCAUCUCCUACCUGCUGAUGGCGGUGGGGGGCACGUGUGCUGCGUUCUCCCCCACCUUCCACCUCUUCUGCUUCUUCCGUUUCCUGUGCGGCAUGGCGCUUUCGGGACUGGUCCUCAACAGCUUCUCCUUAAUUGUGGAGUGGAUUCCCACGCACGUGAGGACGGUGGUUGGCACUGGGUCUGGGUACUGCUACACCAUGGGUCAGCUGAUUUUGGCGGGGAUGGCGUACUUCAUCAGAGACUGGCGCUGGCUGACGCUCGCGGUCUCCUUACCCUACUACAUCGCUUUCCUCUACUCUUGGUGGUUCUUGGAGAGCUCGCGGUGGCUGAUUCUGAACGGGAAGUCAGAAGAAGCGGUCAAGAACCUGCGGACUGUGGCUCGCAUCAAUGGGAGGAGGGCAGAAGGGGAAAAAAUCAACACUGAGGUGCUACAGGAGUCAAUGAAGAAGGAGAUGUCCUGUUCACAGGGCACACACUCUGCCCUUGACCUGCUGCGUACCCCCGCCAUGAGAACCAUCACCAUCUCCCUCUGCUUUGUCUGGUUCGCCACCAGCUUUGCCUAUUAUGGGCUGUCCAUGGACCUGCAGAAGUUUGGUGUGGAUAUCUACCUGAUUCAGGUGAUCUUCGGAGCUGUGGACAUCCCUGCCAAAGUGGUCAUCACCGUGUCCAUGAGCAUGAUUGGCAGACGACCUUCCCAAAGUGCUGCCAUCAUACUGGCUGGCUUCAUGAUACUGGCCAACUUAUUAGUGCCAUAUGACAUGCAGGUGGUGCGCACCACUCUUGCAGUGCUGGGAAAGGGCUGCUUGGCCGCAUCUUUCAGCUGCUGCUAUCUGUACUCCGGAGAGCUUUUUCCCACCAUUAUCCGGCAAAACGGCAUGGGCUGGGUGUCCAUGAUGGCUCGUCUGGGGGCAAUGGUGGCCCCCCUCAUACUAAUCCCUGGAGAGGCGCUGGCCUGGCUUCCGGGGCUCAUCUACGGGGGGGUGCCCAUCUUGGCUGGGGGGGUUGCCCUCUUCCUGCCUGAAACCCUGGCAAUGCCCCUCCCUGACACCAUUCAGGAUGCAGAAGAACGAUCGCUCAGCCAGAAAUCCUCGAAAUCUCUAAAAAAGGGGGAUAUUGUACUGAAGGAAGCUAACAAUUCUUUACUGAAGGAAACCGUCUGA